UCAUGACAAUGGCAGAUAGGGGGGAAGAAAGUCCUCCACAAAGGUCAAGCAAGCAUUCUAAAGAAUCAGCUCGUAAGGAGUCAAGGAAACAUAGAAAAAGAAGUCGAAGUUCUCAAUCAAGCUCUGAUAGUUCAGGAUCGUCAAGCAGUUCCAGCAGCCCAGUAAGGAAAAAAUCAAGAGUCUCCAAGUUGAAGAAAAGAAAGGCAAGGAGAAGUCCAUCAACAGAAACAGACAAAAGUGUUGAUUCAAAUGACUCAGAAAAGAAAAGACACAGAAGGAAAGAAGACCAGAGAAAACAGGGCAAGAAAACUAGGAAAAAGAAAGAGAAAGCACGGAAAAAAGAAAAGAGGUCAAAGACAGCUGUCAAUCAAGACAAGUAUGGUAAAUAUGGAAUCUUGGUGGAAAGUGACAUGUUCAAUAAACAACAAGAAUUUUACUUGUGGCUCCAAGAAGUCAAGAAAAUAAACCCUGAAGUGUUUCCUAGAUCUGAAAUGAAGAAAAUGUUUGAAACUUUUGCAGAGGACUAUAACACUGUAACACUACCACAUAAAAAGUUUAAACUGAUAAUCCACAAAAAAAAGGUAAACCUCUACAUUAAGAUUAUAUUUUUGUUUCUUCGUACAGGAAUGAGCAAAGCAGAUUUACUUGAAAUGCAGCGAGUUAUGCGAGAAAGACAACAGGAGGAUUACAAGAAAAAGGCUGGCAUGAAACUUGAUGAAACUAAGGGUGUGAGAUAUCACACAAUGAAUCCAUAACUUGUCACUUUAUUUAACAAAAUUUUAACAGUAAAUAUUAUAUACAUAGCAUUUUUCAACGUUCAGUCUUCACUAUCUUAUUGCCCAAAUAUUUUUCUUUUUUAUUUCCAUGCUAAUUUUGAUCUUUAGUAAUCUUUAGUAUCAUGCGGUGUGAAAUAAACAUUCCAGCAUUGUACUAGAAAAUAGGUUUCACUACAGUUCUUGAUAAAUAUAAAAGUUAAGCAUAACACAACCUUCACUCAGAAACAUUUUGUAAUACCUAGAAAAAUAUAGCCUUAAGCUUAUUGUACACUUUUGUCAUUUGUUGUAACUUAUUGUAUAGGUUGCAAUGAAAUGAUGAAAAAGCUAUCUUCUUCCUCCAGAAAGAAAAGUUCUCUUCUCAUUUCAUACUUUGGCUUUUCAAUUAAACUCCAACUCUAUGUGUUUUCAGAGUGGCUCACAUCCUGGCUUUUGUCACUUUGGGCAUUGCAGUCUUUGUUUAAUGUGCAGCAGCAGCAACAGAGUACUUCAAAAUACUCUACUUCUAUAUUUAAUUUGCUUUUCAACUGAUAAAUAUAGUUAUCAAAAUGAUCACUAAAGUUGGCUGAUUAUCCAGGGUUGAGCAGUCCUGAAAAGGACUGUUGCUGGCAGCAGUGACUGACAUUUAAACAACCUGAGUCAAAGUCACUCUGAGUACAAGCGACUUUGAUGAUAAUUUCCUCUUUGGUAUGCAAACAUCAGUCACUAAAACUGCAAACAGUCCUUAUCAAGACCACUCUCACCUGAACCAUCAGACUGAUUGAACAACUGCUACUCCUUGGUUCAAACCUUUUGCUGCUCUGCAUUAAGACUCUUUAAAUAAAUACAUUAAAACAGUGAUGCAUCC
Molecule: messenger RNA, 1620 nt
Organism: Stylophora pistillata
Lineage: Eukaryota; Metazoa; Cnidaria; Anthozoa; Scleractinia; Pocilloporidae
Source: RefSeq, a predicted model, not a curated record